Bacidia gigantensis is the source of this 489-nucleotide messenger RNA. It is a transcript of the gene RPS11A, whose product is annotated as ribosomal 40S subunit protein S11A. Gene Ontology annotation, molecular function: structural constituent of ribosome. Lineage: Eukaryota; Fungi; Ascomycota; Lecanoromycetes; Lecanorales; Ramalinaceae. Gene Ontology annotation, biological process: translation. The record is from RefSeq and is a predicted model, not a curated record. The transcript is spliced from 3 exons. Gene Ontology annotation, cellular component: ribosome; cytosolic small ribosomal subunit. Bases 1 to 489 code for a protein of 162 amino acids.
AUGGCAACUGAAUUGACGGUACAGUCGGAGCGCGCAUAUCAGAAGCAGCCACAUAUUUUCGUCAAUCAAAAGACCAAGCGCACGAAGAGCACGAAAGUCGGGAAGGGAGGCCGAAGAUGGUACAAAGACGUUGGAUUGGGUUUCAGGACACCAAAAACCGCUAUUGAAGGCACUUAUAUUGACAAAAAAUGCCCAUUCACUGGACAAGUCUCUAUCCGUGGGCGUAUCCUUACUGGCACUGUCGUCUCCACGAAAAUGCACCGUACCCUCAUUAUCCGUCGCGAAUACCUUCACUUUGUCCCAAAAUAUGCAAGAUACGAGAAGAGGCACAAGAAUCUAGCAGCUCACGUUUCACCGGCUUUCCGCGUGGAGGAGGGAGAUCAAGUUACGGUUGGACAGUGUAGGCCACUAAGCAAAACGGUUCGAUUUAAUGUGUUACGAGUGCUUCCCAGGACAGGGAAAGCUGUGAAAGGCUUUCAAAAAUUCUGA